UGAUGACCAGCCUAAUUUACCCAGGAGCUUUUUAACCCCUUAUUCUCUGGCUGACAGAUCCUCUUUAAGUCUACUGGUUUUUCAUGUGAAGGUGUCCGUAACCGAUAAGGGGUGUCUGGUCCGAUCACUGCCGCUGUGCAGAUAGAGAAGGUUUCCUCCUCAUUAACCCUUCAUCUCCUGGGAACACUCACUGACUGGUGAAAUGUAGCAGUGCUCUGCUGUGUGAGGUCAUUGUAUUAUUCUUCUCUCUUCUUAGUUGAAGCAGGAUUCCCGACCGAGUGCGCAGAAGAGAGCAGGGCCAGAGGAAAGAUGUCACUGAGCGCCCACAACUCCUCUAUGCUCCUUCUGUCGCCCUUCGGGUCGUCUCUGUGCACUCAGGAGCUGACGGAUGCGGAGAAGGUGUUUGCGGAAUGUCAGCAGGAGAGGCCGGUCCCCUUCCAUCAGUGCCUGACCCCGGGUCAGCUCAGCCGCUGCCAGAAGGUGGGAGAAGGGGUGUACGGGGAAGUGUUCCGCACCCUUCGCGGGGGGCAGCACGUGGCCCUUAAGGUCAUCCCCAUAGAAGGUCCCCAGAAGGUUAAUGGGGAGAAUCAGAAGAGUUUUGCAGAAAUUCUCCCAGAAAUCAUCAUCUCUAA
Molecule: messenger RNA, 632 nt
Organism: Hyla sarda
Lineage: Eukaryota; Metazoa; Chordata; Amphibia; Anura; Hylidae
Product: serine/threonine-protein kinase haspin-like
Exons: 3
Biological process (GO): intracellular signal transduction; mitotic cell cycle
Cellular component (GO): cytoplasm; nucleus
Molecular function (GO): histone H3T3 kinase activity; ATP binding
Source: RefSeq, a predicted model, not a curated record